Molecule: messenger RNA, 2399 nt
Organism: Symbiodinium necroappetens
Lineage: Eukaryota; Dinophyceae; Suessiales; Symbiodiniaceae
Source: the annotation of a GenBank genome assembly
AUGCUUGCGGGUUUCAUCAUGGCGUCAGAAGGGGUCAGACCAGCAAAUUUCUAUCCACCUGGUGAGUUGGCCUAUGAUGCGAUAGCUGAACGUCUGACGACCAGCCGAAGGCGGGAAGAUGCUAACAGCACGAUGAUUCGGGAGAUGCAAUCCGGUGCAUUCAUUCCGUGCCUAUUCAAUCGAUAUGACGGACAGGCCGUUUCUGCACUGGAUGCACGAUGGGCUCCUGAAUUCGGAAAUCGAGGUGAAAUCGAAUCUUCACUGGGAGCGACUAUAUCAGGCCUUGAUGCGUCGAUUGCAGCGCUGUCUGGUAUCCCGGUGAUCCACCCGCAUAUUCCAGCGGCGUAUGGAAUCGCUCGAUCUCUGACGUGUUUCUUCCAAUCGCUUCAGACUGUUACCAGGCAUCGAGGAAUGGGUGCUCUGCCCUUCAAUCACAUCGUUUUCCAAGAUGCAGAUUUGGCGCCACCAACUUAUGAAGAGUGGCCCGAUAUGAUAGCGCAGACACCUCGGGCAGUGAUUCAAUCGAUGAGACUUGCCCUGGUGUCGAAUGGAGCAAUGAGAGCAGGGGUGCGCGACGAUCAAGCGUUACCUGAAGGCUUUCGAGUGGUGAAGGCUUUCGAGUGGAUGGUCGGUACCGGCAACGAUGGUGAUGCGCCGGAUAGUCGAGUCGAUGAUACGCUCGAUGGAGAUGAAGAUGUUGACAUGGGUGGGGUACCUGCCGAGGAUGACAGCAAUGAGGUUGCAGCUGCUACGGGCGUUCCGCUCGUUAGCGCUCCCUCAACAGCUACGAUCCAGAGCACUGCUCAGAGCGUUCUGCCACCUGGCGGGAGUAGGCCAGCUGAGCCGACGGAUAUGCCAAGCAGAGCUGCGCCGCUGUCCGGAGUCAGUCCUCGUGUUCUCGAUUUGUGUGCGGACGACUCAGCUUCCGCUCCAGAGAUUAAUCAGGCGGACGUGACUGUAACGGUCGACAACGAGCCUACAGCGAUAUACCGGCCUGACUUGCUAUUCCCAACUAAGGAGCUUGUGUCUCUCGCGCCAACGAUCGAGUACGAGGCCGCUCCUGUGCCGGUUAUUCUCCGUUCAUUUGUAGUGCCCGGAAUGGCAGAAGACGUUGGAGAUGAUGAGACUACGUACGGCCGAGUGAUGGGCAAGACAGUUCUCCCGCCCAGUGAUAAGCAGAGAACCUUCUCUGCUAAGAUGCUGUCGAUGUUUCGCGUCAAGCAGCUUAGCAUUAUCCAUAAUGCUUUCCACCAAAGCGCCGAAGGAAGAAGGGGAAACGCACCACCGGUGCUCAGAGAAGAGACUGUCGGCGCGUGUCAAACGAUCAAUGACCCGGUGAAAGAUGAUGCCUUCGUCGAAUUCAUCGGGAAGAUUUUGUUCCGAGCCCUCACCCAGUCGCGGGUAUACCCCGACACUGGUGAGGACAAUGAAGUGAAGCACGGAGUUCCGAUAUACACUUACUUCGACUCUAGCGGCAUUAUCUCGACGGAGACUACGUUUAAUUACAUGGAGCGAGAAAUUCGUUUCUUGGACAAAGCCGCGAACGGCCAGAGAACCCUCGAAAGAACUACGAUAUAUGAUGAAAACGAGGAACCUGACCGAGUGGUGGUCGAGGCGAUCCGUGAGAUCGCCAGGCGGGACCAUUGCAUACGAUUCGAAUUCUUCCAUGCAGGAAUUAGCAGUGAUGGCAUUCCCAAUUUCGUGGGAGUGCGUGCGAUUUAUGGCUUCGGAAUGAAUAGCUUCUCCAGCUUUCGAAAGUUCAUGAAGUCAGCCGAUUCUCCGUUCACUCCGAUUGCUGCAGACUCCUACGAUGCCAACAAUAGGCACAUGAAUGCGUGCGAUCGGAAUCAUCCAUCAUACGGAUGGCUCUAUGUGUCGAUGAGGGAGUUCAUGGGUCACAUGACCGAUGACAAAAUUAUCCCAUCGAAAGGGUCGCUGUUCACAACGCUCCUUCCGUUCUCGCCUGCAUCAGAUAAGGGAAACGCCUGGACUGAAGCCUACAUGAAAUCCAGGCGAAAGCCUCGUCGUGAGACUCUCAGCGAUGAUGCAUUGGGCGUCACUGCCAUGAAGGAGGGAGCCUCAUCCAAUCGGAUGGUUGCUUGCGCUAUCGAUCUUCACAUUUGCGCACGAUUUCUCAACCGGAUAUACUAUCACGGAGCUGGAUACUACGCAAUCAAAGACAAUAUCCCGAUCGCGUGCAUGGCACUCGCUUUCUUUACCGACACAGGCUCGAUCUUCUUCAACAGCCCAUUCAAAUACAUUGGCGGUCCAGGGUUCGGCACUGGGCCCGGGGCCAGGGACAAUUACGAUCGCGAUAAGAUGCCGAUGCAGAAAGGCGCAACUCAGGUGACUGAGUGGAUGCUCGAUGCGCUCCAGAACUACAACGAUGGUAAGUUCGA